Molecule: messenger RNA, 4828 nt
Organism: Microbotryum saponariae
Lineage: Eukaryota; Fungi; Basidiomycota; Microbotryomycetes; Microbotryales; Microbotryaceae
Source: the annotation of a GenBank genome assembly
AUGUCGAGCUUUUCGCUGAAUGGACAACCGCUAACGGCCGAGAGGCUCAAGGGGAUCCUCGGUACGUGGUGCACCUGCUUCCCCCCUCCUCCCCUUCUCCCGUUCUCGCCUGCGCCUGCCCCUCCCCUCCCCUCCCGCGUCCGAUCCCACCACGCUCUCGUGUCAACACGCGGGCGACGGACGACCUCCGACGCGUUGGCCGCCACCUCGCCGCACCGCCGCCUGCGUGCCCUCCGUCCUCUCCUCCCCAUGCAUUCGCUGGGCUUCUUGACGUGCGCGCUCUACUAACGCUACCUCGCUCCAUUGGGCUCGUGAUAGGCCGCAUCCAGCAGCUCAAGAACGAGGGCGCAAACGCGCAGAACUCGCCCGAACUGGUCAGCUUGUCCAACCUGGUCAAGGCGCUCUCCCAGGCGCACCAGAAGCAACAGCAGCUCGCUCGCAGCAAUGCCGCACCCAACGGACUCGCCCAAUCCACGGCUGUCGCACCACCACCUGCACCCCAACGUAGGUCCCCCCUUGUUUCCCCCGCGUCGAGCACGCCUCGUCGCAUCGCGUCUGCGCUGACUUGGCUGACUUGACCCUCGCGCCGCAGCCAAUGGACUUCAUACCGCACCAAACACCUCUGCGCCACCCUCUGCACUUCCCCUCGACUCUGCCACCGCGCCGAAUGGUGCACUCGAUGCGUCAACGUCCGUGCUCGCCCCUCCCGAGCCGUCGCGUUCACCACCCGUCGUGCCCUUCACCCCUGAGCAGGUCGCCUCGCUCAGAUGUCAGGUCUGGGCCUUCAAGCUCUUGUCACGCAACCUCCCCGUCCCACUUCCUCUACAGCAGGCCAUUUUCUCGCCCGCCGAGGCGGCCAAACUCGUUGCUCGUAUCCCCGAAGGCGCCGACCUCCAACCCGACACCUUUGAUGCGAACGGCUUCACCGUCGCCGAAGUCCGAGCCGCGAGGGACAAGGCUUACGCCGAUGAAGCACCGCUCGAAGGGGUCGAGAAUCCCAACAGCCUCGUCUACCCGCACAACGCGUAUGCGACGCCGAGAGAAGCGUUUGAGGCGUCGAUGACAGGCCCGACGAAGCGCAUGAACGUGCUCAUCCCGACUCUGCUGCCCGAAGGCCUGGACCCGCUCGUACUGAUGGAAGAGCGAGAUCGGUUCAUUGAUGCUAGGAUCCAGUUCCGCAUUCGAGAGCUCGAAAGCUUUCCCUCGGAUCUCUCGCAGGAGCCCGUUACUCUUGGUGCCGUCGCACACGAUGACGCCGAUGAUUUCGAGCGCAACGAUCGACUGGCCAAGCAAAAGCUCAAGGCUCUGAUCGAGCUCAAGUCGUUGACGCUCUUAUCCAAGCAAAAGGCGCUGAGGGAGAACAUCAUCCGCGGCCUGAACCAGGCGAGCUCGUUGUCGCUACCGGCCGAUCGAGCCGCCUUCCGACGAUCCAAGAAGCAAAGCCUGCGCGACGCCCGAGUGACCGAGCACCUCGAACGCAAACAAAAGAUCGAACGCGAGAGGCGUGCCAAGCAGAAGCAUCUCGACUCGUUGACCGAGAUUGCGAACCAUGGUCGCGAUAUGCUCAUCGCCCAUCGAGGUCAUCAGGCCAAGUUUGGUCGACUCGGCAAAGCCGUGCUCAAGUUCCAUGCCGAUGCCGAUAAGGAAGAGGCGCGUCGUGUUGAAAGGGUUUCGAAGGAACGUUUGAAGGCACUGCGAGCCGACGAUGAAGAAGGGUACCUCAAACUCAUCGACACGGCCAAGGAUACACGUAUCACCCAUUUGCUGCGCCAGACCGAUGCUUUCCUCGAGUCGCUCGCGGCUGCCGUCGUCGACCAGCAGAACGAGGCGCGUGUCGCAACAGCCGACGGGGCUGUCAUGGAAGAAGUCCAGGAAAACACGGAGGCCGUUGACGAGUCACGCUUUGGUGCGGCGCCCGUGUUCGAGGACGAGAAGAAGGACAAGGUCGACUACUACAAUGUCGCGCAUCGGAUCAAAGAAACGAUCACGAAGCAGCCUUCAAUCCUCAUCGGUGGUGAACUCAAAGCCUACCAGAUCAAAGGUCUCGAAUGGAUGGUGUCGCUCUACAACAACCAUGUCAACGGUAUCCUCGCCGACGAAAUGGGUCUCGGCAAAACGAUUCAAACGCUCAGUCUCAUUACGUUCCUCAUCGAGGUCAAAAAACAGAAUGGGCCGUACCUCGUCAUCGUGCCACUCUCGACGAUGCCGAACUGGAUAUCCGAGUUUGAGAAAUGGGCCCCUUCGGUGCGCAUGAUCUCGUACAAGGGUACGCCAGCACAACGCAAGAACGCGCAGAACGAGAUUCGUGCUGGCAAUUUCCAAGUCUUGUUGACGACAUACGAGUACAUCAUUAAGGAUCGACCGUUGUUGGCCAAGAUCAAGUGGUUGCACAUGAUUAUCGACGAAGGUCAUCGUAUGAAGAAUGCGCAAUCGAGGCUCUCGAUGACGCUGACGACGUACUACUCGUCGAGGUAUCGACUCAUUCUGACCGGUACUCCGUUGCAGGUCAGUAGCCAAAACGUAUCUUAUCGGUGACAGCGCUUCUGAUUUCGCCAGUUUCUUUUCCGUAGAACAACUUGCCCGAGCUCUGGGCCUUACUCAACUUCGUCCUGCCCAAGAUCUUCGGGUCGGUCAAAUCGUUCGACGAAUGGUUCAACGCCCCCUUCGCCAACACGGGUGGUCAGGACAAGAUCGAGAUCAACGAAGAAGAAUCGCUUCUCGUCAUCCGACGUCUGCACAAGGUGUUGCGACCGUUCCUGCUGCGUCGCUUGAAGAAGGACGUCGAGUCUGAUUUGCCCGACAAGGUCGAACGCGUGAUCAAGUGCAAGAUGAGCUCACUGCAACUCAAGCUGACGAAGCAGAUCAAGGAGCACGGUAUGAUCUUCACCGAUGGACCGACCGAGGGCAACUCCAAGGCGACGGGUAUCCGCGGUCUGCAAAACCAGAUCAUGCAACUGCGCAAGAUUUGCAACCACCCUUUCGUUUUCGACGCUGUCGAAUCGUCGAUCAACCCGACGCAAAUCUCGGACGCCACCUUGUACCGUGUGGCGGGCAAGUUCGAAGUCUUGGAUCGCAUCUUGCCCAAACUUUUCGCCUCAGGCCAUCGCGUGCUCAUGUUCUUCCAAAUGACGACGGUCAUGACCAUCUUUGAGGACUACCUCAACUUCCGCCGUAUCGCGCACUUGCGUCUCGACGGUACGACCAAGCACGAGGAUCGUUCGUCGUUGCUCAAAGCAUUCAACGACCCCAACUCGCAGUACCCCAUCUUCAUCCUUUCGACCCGUGCCGGUGGUCUCGGCUUGAAUUUGCAAACGGCCGAUACGGUCAUCAUCUUUGAUUCGGAUUGGAACCCUCACCAGGAUUUGCAGGCGCAGGAUCGUGCGCAUCGUAUCGGACAAAAGAAGGAGGUGCGCAUCUUGCGACUCGUGACCGAAAGGUCGAUCGAAGAACAUGUCAUGGCCGGGGCUUCGCGCAAGAUCGAGAUGGACAAAAAGGUCAUUCAGGCCGGUCGAUACGACAACAAGUCAACGGCCGAGGAACGAGACGAGUAUCUUCGUGCGUUGCUUGAGGGUGGGGACGAAGAGGACGAGGAUCAAGAGGACGACGUCGAUGAAGCCGAGGCGUUGAACGAGGCGAUCGCUCGAUCCGAAGAGGAACGCGCCUUGUUCUCGCAGAUGGAUAAGGAUCGUCGACGGGCUGAAGAGGCCGCCUGGCACGCUUCGGGUCAAACGGGCAAACUUCCCGAACGCCUGAUUGCGGAAUGGGAGUUGCCCGCGGUGUACCGCAUGGAACACAAGCGCGAAAUUGUCGAGGACGAGAUCGUUGAUGGGCAGCGACGCGCUCGUACGAAUGUGCAGUACGACGAUGGGAUGUCGGAGGAACAAUGGGAUCGAUCCAUGCGCGUCGAGGACGACGACGAACCGCCGCAACCCAAGAGGAGGGGUCGACCACCGAAGAACAAGAACUUGUUGGCCGGUGGGUUCGAUAGCGACUCGACGAACAGUGGGAGGAACCGAGGGGCGCGAGGGACGCCCGACCCUUCGACGCCGAGAGGACUCAAGAGGGUUCGUCCCGCACGCGCCGUGUCGUCGAGCGUCGUCACGUCGGAUGAUUCGGAUUCGGGAUCGGAUAGCGAUUCGGGCAACGCCAAAAGACGUAAAGUGCAUCUCACACCCGAGCAGGAGGGUCUCAAAGGGAUCGCCGAUCAGUGCCUCGCCAAGAUGGAGGCCCUCGAUAAUGUACGUUUUCGUUUGAGAAUGCUGUGAAGGUGAUGGUGCUCAUUUCAUCUUGCCGCACUUUCAGCCAACCAUGCACCAUCAAUGCACGGGUCUGUUCAACCAAUUGCCGAGUAAACGCGACUACCCCGAUUACUACACCAUCAUUCGUGACCCCAUCGUGCGUUCUCGGUGGUUCUCAUUCCGUGCCUCAAUCGUGUGCUCAUGUUGCCCUCAUCGGCGCUCACAGAGCUUGAAGGAGAUCAAGAAAAAGAUCAACACGGGCGGGUACGCGACAUUGAGCGCGUUCGAGGCAGACGUGCAUCUCAUGUUGCGCAACGCCAUGACGUACAAUGACGACGGGAGUGUGAGUGUUGGGUGCUCUUGUGUGAGUGGAGAAUGAUGUUCGGGAAGCUGACAAGACUUCUCGUAUUUGACAACUCUACAGGUCGUGUACCACGACGCCCGGAUGCUCAAGGUCAGUCGAGAGAGUCCGCACUCUUGUCCCUGACUUGCACGUUUACUGAACCUCUUCACAUUCUUCUCGUUUACAGCAAGUGUUUGACAUCAAAUACCGCGAAAUGAUCGGAGGCGGGGCGGCUGCUCAGUACUGA